UCAGUAGUAGCGGUCUAUAUACGGAAGACACCACAGUUUGGGAAAGACAAUUGUGUUUCCAUGCUUGUGAAUUGCGAAGUAACGUUAUAAGACUUAUGGUCGACCGGGGGCAUUGACUGUCACUGAAAGAGGAUUCAUAGCAGAGGAGCCUCGAUGAGGAAACAGCGCAAGAAAUAGCCAACGUCCCUUGUGACGAGAGCAACGGCUCCCCUUUACCGUGUAUCACCGCAAAAGAAAGGGGCAACAACUUCAACGGUACUCGCCUGAAGCGUGGACACAGGAGGUCUAUGAGAGGGUGAAUCAUGCGGUUAACAGCCCCCCUUAGAGCUGCGGCCCUGCUGCUGUUGGUGGGGCUCACCUGGCUGUUGGCAAACACCUUAUUUGGAGGAGACGGUGGUUCGUCUGUGCGGCAUUUCUUCAGCGGUGCAAGCGAGAAACCAACAGAUGCUGAAUCCCGCCCUCGACGGUUUAAAUGUGGACUUUCGGCUCCCUGUCCACCAAAACAUUUGGCUUUCCGCCUGGUGUCUGGUGCUGCCAACGUCAUAGGACCCAAGAUCUGCCUGGAGGACAAGAUGUUAAUGAGCAGCGUGAAGAACAACAUUGGCAGAGGACUCAACAUAGCUUUGGUGAAUGGAGUGACAGGAGAGCUUCUGGAUACGAAGACCUUCGACAUGUGGGCAGGAGAUAUUUCUGACCUGUUGAAGUUUGUCCGGCCGCUCCACGAAGGAACACUCGUGUUUGUGGCAUCCUUUGAUGAUGCAGCUACAAAGUUGAACGACGAGUCUCGGCGACUGUUUGAGGAUCUCGGCAGCACUGCGGUAAAGGAGCUGGCCUUCAGGGACAGCUGGGUGUUUGUUGGAGCCAAGGGCAUCGAGAAUAAGAGUCCCUUUGAGCAGUACAGUAACACCUGGGGUGGCUCCAAGUGAAUGUUCAAAAAGCCAGGGAAUGACUAAAACCACCUGAGAUCUGGGCCACAAACAACAUUUGAUCCCCCCCCCCCCCCCAUCUCAUGGCAGUGGCAUGAGUUGACUGCAAGGAUUUUCUUGGGACUUAAUGUAUUUAAAAUGUUCUGUAACUUGUUAUAAAGGAUUUGUGCAUUAAGCUUUGUGAGCCAUUUUUGAGCAGAUGUAAUAUUGUAGAAACGAGGGAAUUGUUUGUGUCGGGUGAAGAGAAACUUGAGAGGCCAAAUGUUUGAUGACCAAAGUGCAACAGUGACGAGUGAAUGAAUGCAGCUGGAGCACGUCUUCCAAAGCCAUUGCAGGAAGUGGACGUGUUUCCUCUCUGCAGGCCUGUCUGUAAUGUGUCAAUAUUGCUAAGUAAAACAUUUGAGGUACACUAAUAGUUUAAAUGUCCUACCAGACACCACGUCCGUAGGCAGAUUUUAACUCGUGAAUAUACUUUCAUCGUGUGAUACAUAUUUCAGUGAUAUUGUUAUGUCUGGUGUUAGCUGCCAUUGCUUCCUUUCGAACUUGACACACUGCAGUUAUUGCUUGCCACAUGUUUACAUAUUCCUUCAGACAAAUUUGGCCUAUAGGUCAUUUUCCUCUGAUAAAACUAUUUAUUUUAAUACUCUAUUAGAAAACACAGGAGAUUCAUAGUGUGGGUUCAUCAUAACACCGCCCGUGGUUUUAAUGUUGUCUCAGGCCUGCACGCAAUCUUCUAACCCGAGUGCUUUGUUUAAAGAUCCUGAGUGCUUUGUUUAAAGAUCCUAAGUGUGUGUGGUUGUGUUUUUCAUGUUUAUUGUAUCAACCUGUCAUCUUGCAAGCCUAACAAUGAAAUAAAUAUAUUUUACAUGGAUGGUUAGAUGGCAAUUUUAGCUGCCUUUUUGUCUGAAUUGUUUUAUUUUACCUCUAAGUGUAAAGAUUUUUAUACAAAGCGUCGCAACCAGUCUUUCUAAUGUGACAACAAUAAUCAUGAAUAAAACGGUCCGAGUA
Messenger RNA from Anarrhichthys ocellatus (wolf-eel), 1934 nucleotides. It is a transcript of the gene fam3a, whose product is annotated as FAM3 metabolism regulating signaling molecule A. The record is from RefSeq and is a predicted model, not a curated record. The coding region runs from base 303 to 926 and encodes 207 amino acids. Lineage: Eukaryota; Metazoa; Chordata; Actinopteri; Perciformes; Anarhichadidae. The transcript is spliced from 10 exons.